AUGGCUUCCAAUCCCCCUGCCGCUUGCUGUGCCUCUGGCUUCAAGCACGAGGUCAACACCUACGUCACCUACCCCAAGGACAAGAGCGUUGACAAAGCCGUCCUCUUCCUUACUGACAUCUUCGGCAUUUACCCCAACGCCCAGCUCCUGGCCGACGAGUUCGCCAACAAUGGCUUCCUGACCGUCAUCCCCGACCUGUUCCAGGGCGACCAGAUCUCCGUCAGCGACAUGGACUCCGGCAAGGUCGACUUCCCCUCCUGGCUCCCCAAGCACCAGCCCAGCAAUGUGGACCCCAUCAUCGAGAAGACCAUCAAGUACAUGCGUGAGACCCUCGGUGUUAAGAAGAUCGCCGCUGUCGGCUACUGCUUCGGUGGCAAGUACGUCUGCCACUUCCUGAAGCCCGGUCAGAUCGACGUUGGUUUCUCUGCCCACCCCUCCUUCAUUACCCAUGAGGAGCUCGGUGCCAUCAAGGGUCCUUUCUCCAUCGCUGCUGCUGAGACCGACUCCAUCUUCACCACCCAGCUCCGCCACGAGUCCGAGGAGACUCUCAUCAAGGCCGCCCAGCCUUGGCAGAUCAACCUGUUCAGCGGUGUCUCACACGGUUUCGCCGUCCGCGCCGACCUGAGCGACAAGACCCAAAAGUGGGCUAAGGAGCAGGCUUUCUGCCAGGCUGUUGUCUGGUUCAACCAGUACCUGUAA
Messenger RNA from Penicillium argentinense, 699 nucleotides. RefSeq names its product dienelactone hydrolase family protein. Gene Ontology annotation, molecular function: hydrolase activity. The transcript has 3 exons. NCBI's taxonomy places the organism in Eukaryota, Fungi, Ascomycota, Eurotiomycetes, Eurotiales, Aspergillaceae. The coding region runs from base 1 to 699 and encodes 232 amino acids. The record is from RefSeq and is a predicted model, not a curated record.